Messenger RNA from Propithecus coquereli (Coquerel's sifaka), 7434 nucleotides. Its product is annotated as mucin-5AC-like. The transcript is spliced from 4 exons. The record is from RefSeq and is a predicted model, not a curated record. The coding region runs from base 1 to 7434 and encodes 2477 amino acids. NCBI's taxonomy places the organism in Eukaryota, Metazoa, Chordata, Mammalia, Primates, Indriidae.
AUGAGGACGCCUUACCUGACCCUAUUGGCUUUAAUGGCCUGCUUCUCAUCAGGUGGGACACAAGAGACAAAUAAGCCAAAAAACAGAGCAUUACCAAAUUCAUUUUCUCGAGGCCCAGCUUCACUUCAGCAUGCACCUUCUUCAGUUAAAACUGGUCGGAUUCAAAUCAAAUCAAAUCCAUUUGCCCAACAAAGAUCUCCCAAGCCCAAGCCCAAACGGAAGCCCAUUGGACAUCAACCUCUUCCAGUUUCACAGCAGCCUGAAUCCCCACAGCCAUCCUCAUCUGUCACCAAAUUUCCCAUCCACAAACCUGAAACCACUGCCACAAAUCCAACUGCACCCACUCCCUCAAAUAUCGUGACAUCUGCUAGUACUGUGUCUGCUGUAAGGUCCACAACUAAGGCUACCACUAGCUUAUCUAAUGUUCUUACCACAGAGGAGAUUUCUACUAGCUUACCUGCUGUUACCACCUCGGCCUCCAAGGAAACACCUGAAAAUACGACAUUUGAUGCUUUAAUCGCACCAGCUUCCACACCUGCUUCCACCGAGUAUUUUACCUCUAUACCCACAUCCUCUUCUUCAGGAACCAAAUCUGUAGAAAGGGCCACAGCAUCCGUGGUCGCUACUGAGGUCAAGACAACUGAAGUCACUACUUCUACUCCCGCCGCGUCCACAGUGACCACCACUGACUCACUCCCUACCACGAUCACUACACCUGCCCCCACUAGCCAGUCCUCAGCUUCGGCUCUGUCUGCCGCUACCACCACUGCACUUGUAGCCACUACCCAAUUCGACUCAGCCUCCCCAUCCAGUACAGAAGCGGUCACUUCUGACAACACUGCAAAUCACGAUUUAUCGUAUUCUAUAAUCUUUGAUUAUUUUGAACCUGAAACAACCACGUUUUCAACACCUAUGUCUACUACCUCUACAAUAAGCCCUACUGCAGGAACAUCAGCGGUCAGUACCACAUCAUCACUCACUGGUACUGAUUCUACUGCUGUAACUACCGAAAACGCUAUCAAGAACACUUCUGCUGCUCUUGCCACCACAUCAACUGUCAUUCCCACAACUGCUCUGUUGACCACACCUGCAGCCUCCACUACUGCCACCACCAGCACCCCUCCAGCCACAUCAGCUCCCAUUGCGUCAACAAGCACGACUGCUUCUGGCACCACUUCAACCGUUGCCCCCAGCACGUCUGCCUCUUCUACACCUCAUACCACCUUCUCUGAAACCACAACUGGCACUCCAGCCAGCACAUUAAACACAACUGAUGACACCAUGACAAUUAUAUCUACAGUUUAUGACACUACUAUAGUUUAUGACACUACAUUCGAUUAUGAUGCUACCACAGGAGAUUAUACGAGUAGAACCCAAGAGAAACAAAACAGGCUGAAAAACAGGAGACAUGUGAAUUCACCUCCACGAGCAUCAUCUUCACUUCAGCAUGGAACUUCCUCAUCGAGGAGUCAGAUUCCCACUCAGCUAAAGCCAUCUUCUCAACAAGGAUCUAGAGGCCAUCAGGCCCGUUUAAAUCCCUCUGGCCCAAAGAAAUCUGCAAACAUAAAAUCUAGUCAAAGCUCUACUGUACAACAAAGUAGACAACGACCCCCAAAUUAUCUGUAUUUACCAGUUAAACCAAGAUCUAGCACUACCAGAACUGAUGCAAGUAAAAAUGAUCAGAAGUCAAUUAGAAGUAGUAAAUCCCUCACAGGUAACUACAUUAGUCCAAAAUUAGAUCAAUCCAAAUUUCCUUCCUCUCAAAAGGACAUUAAACCCAAAAGUAAACCAAACUUAAGGAAGCCAAAAAUAUCUAGCCAAUCAAAAUCUCAGUCAAAAACAUCUGAACAAAAUAAAUCGAGAAAAGAUCAGCAUGUUAUUAAGAGAAAUUACCUAAAUAGGACUACAAAACAAACAUUAGGUACACAGAAAUCAUCUGCUAAAUCAAAACUUCAAAGAAAAAAAACCAUAAAGCAACAAGCCAAUAGUCAAAUAAAAACUCCCACACAAAAACAAGCUAACCAAAAACGAAAUAAUUUUAAUAAUUCUCAAACAAAACAAACUCCAUUAUCAAAGGUUAAGGUAAAAUCUGGUGGACAAAACAAAACUAAAGAGAAAAAACAACAAACAAGUAAGCUGAGAUCUAAAAAUUCCAGGCCUAGCAAUCUUCGUUUUGGCCAAUCAAAACUGAAUCAGGUAUCUCUUGCACAAAAAAGAGGCCACCAACACCAAAAUAAUACAAAAAUUUCCAAAACCCAUUCAGUUAGAACACCUAAAAAAUUACCAAAGAAAUCUAAGUCUCCCACAAGUACUGUUAGUCAACAGAAGGCAAGCCAAACCAAAACAUCUUCAUCUUCAAACCCUAAAAAAAAUGAUCUCCAACAAGCAAAGCCACAGAUAUUACGCCAGCAGAAAAUAUCCGGCCAACCAAAACUUAAGAACACAAUUACUAAACAGCAACCACAUCAAGUAAAAAAAGUUAUAAAAAAGAGGAGACGCUCUAAACCAAAAACAGAAGGAAAUGAACAAAAAAGAUCAGUGAUAGCCAAGCGUGGACCUCACCCAUCUGGUCAACCAAAUCCUCAGCAAAGAUCUUCUGCACCACAGAGUAGCCAACAAAUCCAAAGCCCCAAAAAUCCAACAGUUUACAAAAAACCUAGGACAAGCAAGUUUCGCCAAAGUAAAACUGCUAAAAAAUCUCCAAGGAAAUCUCAAACCCAGUCUAGUUCCAAUGUUCAGCAGAACCUAAAACAGUCCAAGCUAUCUUCAACUAGUAAAAGAAAUGGCAAACGCCGAGUUAAACUGCGACAAAUAGCUGAUCAAUCCAAACUUCAUAAAAAUAUUACUGUUAGGCAACAAUCGAGUCAAACAAAAUCUCUAGUACAAAAGCAAACUAACCAGAUCAAAGGAAAAACUGUGAAAAAGAUUCAAAGAACAUCUAAGCCUCACUUAAGAAGGAAAGUUCAACAAAAUCCAAAAAGACCCACUCCACCUGCAGUUUUAAUUGGUAGGAGAAAUGGUCAGCCCCAAACUAAGCCACAACCAUUAGGUCCACGGAAAACAUCUAUCCUAUCAAAACCUCAUAAUAAUACAACCAAAAAACAGCAAGUCAGUCAAACAAAGACUCCCACACAAAAACAAAUUAGCCGAAGGAAAUACCAUCUAAAUCCUACUAAAAAAUCUGCGAAGUCAGUACCCACUGCAAAUAGACCAAACAAAACCAAAAAAGGAAUAGAGCAACCUGGUAAACAGAGAACUGUGCAUAGAUAUCACCCAUCUGGUAAAUCAAGACCUCUUCAAAAAUCUCCUGAGCAACAAAACUCCCACCAACGCCCAAGUCCUAGGGAUUCACCAGCUCCUAAAAAACGUAGAAUUGUGAAAUAUCAUCCAGGCAAAACCACUAAAAAUUUAACAAGGAAACCUAAACCUCAUUUUGGCACCAAAUUUCAACAAAAACCAAAAGCACCCAAACUACCUUCAAUUCCAAAUGGUCCAAGAAAAGGUCAACGUAAAACUAAGCCACAACCAUUAGCUCCAAAGAAAACACCUGGCCCAGCAAAACCUCAUAAAAAACCAACCAUAAAGCAACAAACAAGUCAAGCAAAGACUGGUCCAAAUGUUCCCAAACGUCAACAGACUGGGCCCUCAAAACCUCCUUUGAAUAAACCAAUAAGGAAACAAUCUAUCCAAAGAAAACCUAAGGCAAAAACAAGAAAACCAAAGAAAAUCAAAAGGGUAAGGCGUCCUAGUCUUCACAGACUUCCUCAGAAUCAUCCGCCUGGCCAACGAAAACCGGGAUCAAAGAUACCUUCACCCAGUCAUCCUGCUGUACAAAACCAAUUUGGUAAUCUACCUUAUCGCCGUCCACAUACACCUAUCUGGCGCCCUGAUUCACAAAAACCUUGUGUAAAGCAACCUGGUAAAAAGCAACCACCUUGCUCACGCAGACCUCUUAGAAAGCCAUCAUUGAGACCUAAACCUGGCUCUCAGCAUCAUCGUCCAGAGGUACGGCCUCCCAUACGUCCUGGGAAGUUGCCAACAAAUCCUACUCCAACAACCACUGAAACUUUAUCUUCAGGACCUUUGUCAUCGACCACUAAACCUUCUACAACCAUUAAAUCUGCAUCAACUACCAGAAAGCCCACCACAAGCUCAGUGGCUUCUACCAUCAAAUCUUCUUCCACAACUACAACCACAAAAUCCACUGUUUCUACCAAAUCUGUGGUUAAUACCCCUAAAUCCUCCACAACUCCAAAGGCUCCUACUACCAAAUCUUCCACCACUAAGAAACCUGCCACAACUAUAACUGCAGCCACUACCACAACCACGGCUGUGACCUCCACCACCAAAUCUACCACCGCUUUUAAACCUACUACCUUCACAACCAAAUCUACCUCAACUAUAAAACCUGUGAUUUCUACUACAAAAUUGACCACCUCUAUCAAGCCUCAAGUGCCUACCACCAAACUUCCUACCACUGUCAGUUCUGUAGCUGGCACCAGUUCAUCUGCCCCUGCAUCUCUCAAACCAACUGAAAUUACUAAUUUCUCUUACACGAUCCCUGUUACUACAAAAUCCACCCCAGUUUCCCAGUCUGUGGUGAAAACCACUGAAUCCUUUUCUACUACCACCGAAGUGGCUGAAUCUACCAGCUCAGUAUCCGUCACCACUAAAACAACUCCUGCUUCUACUUUCUCAACAAGUGUGACAAAAACUACAUCACCUAUCACCACAGAAGCAGCUUCCGAGUCUACACUAACCACCACUACACCCACGACUACCACCACAUCCACUGUCAGUCCAGUCAUCCUGUCUUCACUCACUGCUACAAAUCCAGCUGGAAGUACCCUAAAAGCUGUGGCUACUACAAAGACAUCAGCCAUAACCACAGCUCUUCUCUCUACAGCACCAGCAAGAAACACGCCUGCUACCACCACAGCUGCCUCAACCACCCCUGCUCCUGGGGCUGCCCCCAGCACAGUGCGUCUCUUUACCACAUCCGUCGCUUCAACCACUCCUGCUCCCUCUACUUCUCCCUCAACGACUUCUAUAUCCAUCACCAAAUCUGCUCUCUCUACCACAUCUGCUGCCACCACUACCACUGCCAUAGGCACUGAAGCUCCUCCUGCCACAGAACAGACUUCCAUUAGCACCUCUGCUGCCACUCCAUCUACCUCUACAUUUGCAGCGACAUCCAGCUCUACCUCUACUGCAUCAAAGGCCAGUAACGCUAACUCCGCCACUGUGGCCACAGCUACCGUGAAAAUAACUACUUCUCCUGCUACAACCGAGGAAGAUGCCACCACUUCUGCUGCCCUUAGCACAGCCGUAUCCACAGUGAUCGUCCCCAAAACCACCACAGAGCUUACUUCCUCCUCUACCGCCACCUCUGUGGGACUUUCUUUGACUACCAACGCAAACACCACAGCUUCGCUCACUGACACAGUGGACACGACCCUGGUCACUGAAGUUGACACGUCAACAUCUUACUCUAGCCCACUUGAUGACACUACAUUUGAUUAUGAAUUGGACACUACUGAGUUCACCUCUACUGCCUCCUAUACAUCACUUGCCACCACACAGUUCCCCACCUCCAUAGAUGUUCCCUCUGCUGCCACCAGUACAGCCCCGGCCACCUCAACCCUUUCUUCUUCCUCAGCCACCACCCAGUCUGUCUCCACUGCUCUCCCCACGGCCUCCACCCCUGCUGCCACCAGCACAGCCCCGGCCACCUCAACCCUUUCUUCUUCCUCAGCCACCGCACAGUCUGUCUCCACCGCUCUCCCCACAGCCUCCACCCCUGCUGCCGCCAGCACUUUAUCAGCUUCCUCCGCAUCUUCCAGCCCUUCCCAAGCCUCCAUCACAACAUCUCCUGCCCCGAGCUCACCAGUAGCCACUGUGACUACCAAGGAAACAACCAUAAAUCCUCUUUCCACCACUACGUCUGACUCCUCUGCUCCUUAUUCCAGUACUGAAGAAGACACCACAACUGCUCCCACUGACACCACACCAGACACACUGGCCACCACAGAUGACACGAUGACCUUGGACUCUAGCACGUUGGAUGACACUACCAUUGUCUAUGACGAGGACACUAGCACUGCUGCCUCUGUCACCACUUCAGAGCCCGAGCCCACCACUGAUGGUGCCUACAGCUCACCCGCUGCCACUACCACAGCUGCUCCAACCACCACUGCAUCUCUGGCCACAACGGCUGCUGAGGCCACUAAUAUAUCUGUUUCUUCCACCACACUUGGAGCAUCUCCAGCAGCAUCCACAAGUACAUCUGCGGCCACUAACACCCCUGCCGGGACCACAGAGGGUGCUUCCACAUCAACCUCUACCACAACCACCACAUCUGCCUCUGCCUCUACUUCCUCUGGCACCUCCCACACCUCACCUCCUGCCACAACCAUUUUUGCCUCAUCUAUUACAGCCAGGAUCUUAACGUCUUCUGCUGCCACCAGUACCUCAUUUGCUACCACGAAAACGUCUGCUCUCUCUUCCACCACUCCGCCUGAUGCCACCACACCUGUCUCCGCCACUCUCCCCACAGCCUCCUCCACAUCACCUACCACAGAACCUGUCACCUCCACAGCUGAGGUCUCCUCGUCCUCCAAUCCCACAAAUACUUCUGCCCCUCCCAGCUCGGCACCGACUGCCACUACCAUGGCUCCUCCCUCCAGCUCAUCUGUCGCAGCCACCAGCACAGCCCCGGCCACCUCAACCCUUUCUUCUUCCUCAGCCACCACCCAGUCCGUCUCCACCACAUCUGCUGCCACAUCUGUCCCUACCACAGCUACUCCUACAGCCACCACUGCCACAACAGAGGUAGCUGCCACCACAGCUAGUCUCUUUUCUACAUCAGCUGCCACUACAUUUUCCCCCACCACUGAGGAAUCUUCCCCAGCAUCUACAGAUGCUACUGACACCGCCACAGCCACUACAGCCAGUCCUACCACACCGGUCUCCACAGCCGCUGCUGCCACUUCCACAGGUACGCAGACUGGCACUACCACAGCUGCGCUCACCACAUCUGCCGUAGACAAUACCACACCUACAGCCACAGCAACCUCAGCUCUCCUGUCCGCCACAUCUGUCACCUCAAUCACAGCUGUUAGUUCUUCAUCGGCAGCCCCCACACCUGCUACCACUACAGCUGCAACCACAACGGCCCCCUACACCACUUUAGCUGAUGCGCCCAGCACACCUGUUGUCAAAGAGGUCACCUCUGACACCCCCACGACUCCAAUACCCACCACCAUAGUUGAUUCCUCCACAUUUGACGACACUACCCCUCUUGACACGACCAACACUGACUUCACAGCUGAUGACACUUCAACACCUAGUGAUACCACAUUUGAUGAGAGUGAUGCCACCACUGAGGGUGACACAGAGUCACCCACAUCAGAUGCUUCUACAGAUGAAAUUUAG